Messenger RNA from Ichthyophthirius multifiliis, 1117 nucleotides. Its product is annotated as leucine rich repeat protein. Lineage: Eukaryota; Ciliophora; Oligohymenophorea; Hymenostomatida. The transcript has 4 exons. The record is from RefSeq and is a predicted model, not a curated record.
AACUAAAUUAGUUUGGGAAUAUGUAUAAUAUAAUGAAAAUGAAAUAUUAUAAAUAGAUGAGUUUUUUUUAAAAUAUUAAUAAUAAAUAUAACCUUUAAUUAAUUAAAAUCUUAUGGAAUCAAUAUAAAAUAUAUACAAGUGCAUAGGUGCAAAACCCCAUCCUUAAAUGAGCGAAGAUCUAAUUAUUUAAAAUGAAAAAGUAACAAAAAACUAAAUAGCGAAUGAAGAUUAAUAGCAAAAUAAUUAACCAAAAUAAGAAUAAGAUAAAGGCUAAUAUUUAUUAUUUUAAAAUAGAAAAGUUGAUUAUUUGGCAAUAAAGAUUCUUUAAUUAAUUGUUCCUUUUUUUAAUAAUUUUUAUGCGUUAAAAUUUGUUAAUAAUGACUUAGAUGAGCAUGUGAUUACUCAAAUCCUUUAAUUAAUUUAAUAAAAUAAUCAUAUAAAUAAGCUUUUUUUUGAAUGGAAUGUUUUAGAUUAGCGUUUAAAAGAAGUUUUUAUUCCUCAUUUAGCUAAUACCAAUUUAGAAUUUUUAAUUUUAAGAAGUAAUUAAGUUAAUGAUAAUGUAUUAAAAUUGCUAUGUGAAUAAAUAAAAAAUAACCCAAAUUGUUAAAUUAAAUACAUUGAAUUAUAUAAUAACACUUUUACUAAAGAAGGAUUAAAUUAUUUAGGAUUACUAUUUGAAAGUUACCAUAAAAUAGAAUAUUUAGGCUUAGCUAAAAAUAAUAUUAAAAGUUUAGACGACGUAAAAGAAAUACUAACGAGAGUAGGAAAAAAGAUAUUAACACCUGAAGAGCUUUCACAUUAUAGAGAUAAAGAAAAAGAAAGGGAAACAUUAAUUGCAAAAGCUACAAAAUAAAAAAGAAAAAUUAAUGAGGAUAUGCUUCCUUAUUUAGAACCAUUGUUAUAAGUAGCUGAAGGAUAGUUUGCAUUAUUUAAAAAUGGAUAAGUUAAAAUGAUUAAUUUAAGUUUGAAUUAUAUAAGUGAAUAAGAUAAUGAUUUUCUUGAUAAAUUUUUAGUUAAUUAAAAUGAAGAAAUUUAGUUAGUUUUAUUAGCGAAUAAUUUCGAACCUAAAAUUAAAGAAAAACUUAAAAAAAAAUACAAGAAAAAUUUAUAAAUAUGA